Messenger RNA from Schizosaccharomyces osmophilus, 843 nucleotides. RefSeq names its product Clr6 associated factor 2, Laf2 (gene laf2). Gene Ontology annotation, biological process: regulation of transcription by RNA polymerase II; chromatin remodeling. The record is from RefSeq and is a predicted model, not a curated record. The coding region runs from base 1 to 843 and encodes 280 amino acids. NCBI's taxonomy places the organism in Eukaryota, Fungi, Ascomycota, Schizosaccharomycetes, Schizosaccharomycetales, Schizosaccharomycetaceae. The transcript has a single exon. Gene Ontology annotation, molecular function: protein binding; transcription coactivator activity; chromatin binding. Gene Ontology annotation, cellular component: SAGA-type complex; nucleus.
AUGCAUAUUUUGAAAGGACAAGAGAGUUCAACUGGAAAUGGAAACGAUUGCAUUCUUAUAACACCUCCUCUUUCACCUCCCAAGUCAAAAGCAUUGACCUUUCACUCGAACGGCAUUCGAGAUGGUUCUUCUUUAAGAAAGCAAAACCUGUGCGCUUGUAUGAAGGGGAUUGUUUAUGAAGUCUACAAAAGCCAACCAAAACUUUGGCUUCAGCAAGAAAGGAUAUGGCUUCGCAAAGAACAUGUAAAGCCAAUUGCAAAAGUGCGUCGUCAAGGUUUUGUUGGACGUCGUGGAAAUCGCAUUGUCUCUUCUGUGAUAGAAGCGGAGACUUCGUCGUCAAAGAAUACCUCUCGCGAACCUUCACCAUCCAAUAGUGGACCAGGCACUCGCAAUUCAGAACUGCCAACCCCAGAAGCUUCUGUUUCUCCGGUCGAAACAAGGGGAAGGAAGUCAACACGCGGGUCAGGCCAGUACAAUGGCAUGGACGUUGCAAAUAUCCCAUUCGAAGCCCUGCCUGAUUUUUGUCCCGACAUGUCUGUGCUCGAUAAACGGUCCCAUCCUCGUCCUCUGCGUGCUGAAUGGAAGGGUCCUCCUCUAGACCUUUCGAAUGACCCUCAUUACCAUCUUUUACAUCCUGCUGAAGUCCAUUUGGCUUCUACCCUUCGUUUACCCUGUGCAGUGUAUCUGGACAAUAAACGACGCAUUUUUGCCGAAUGGAAUUAUCGAAAACAACAGGGGCUGGGUUUUCGGAAAACAGAUGCACAGCGUGCUAGCCGUGUAGAUGUCAACAAGGCUAGUCGAUUAUGGAAAGCUUUUCAUGAAGAAGGUUUUUUUGAUGAAUAA